Molecule: messenger RNA, 8329 nt
Organism: Papilio xuthus (Asian swallowtail)
Lineage: Eukaryota; Metazoa; Arthropoda; Insecta; Lepidoptera; Papilionidae
Gene: HPS4
Product: Hermansky-Pudlak syndrome 4 protein
Exons: 10
Coding region: 178-2712 (844 amino acids)
Biological process (GO): vesicle-mediated transport; protein targeting; melanosome assembly
Cellular component (GO): cytoplasmic vesicle; BLOC-3 complex; lysosomal membrane
Molecular function (GO): small GTPase binding; guanyl-nucleotide exchange factor activity
Source: RefSeq, a predicted model, not a curated record
GAUACGUGACGGCAGCAGUGUUUCUUGAAUGUGUGUCGCAAUUUUUUCUAAAUACGAUGAAUAUCAGCGAGUAUUGUGCCUGAUUUAUAUUUAUAAGUAAUUACUUGCACAUAUUCAAGUAAAAUGUUGUGAAAUAUAUUAAAAUCUACUAAAAGAAACCUAAAUAAAUUCGACAAAAUGGCCAAGGAAAUGAUGAUAGUUUUCGUGUAUGACACACAAUGCUGUGUGUCAGAGGAGGAUGACCCCGCAGAAGCUGUGCUGUACUUCCAUCCUGGCUGGGUAUCUGACACACAGAGACAUGCAUUAGCUGGACAGGUGGUGGGUGCAGCGCAUUGUGUUAAAAGUCUCUUCUCCCAGCCUGUGUCUAUAACAUUACAAAGUGGGAAGUUUAUCCUUAGAGAGUACGGAAGAUAUGUUCUGGCUAUAGGUAGUGAUCGCAAUAUCCCAGACUGGGUAUUAAAAAAUCGUGCCAGUCUGCUUACGUCCAUGAUCAAAGUGUACCAUGGCGAUAUGCAUACGAUCGCGGAACAGAUGGAGGAUCCCAAAAGAUUGGCGGAGAAACUCUACCAAAUUUUUGAAACGUACCUACCAGUGUUGCAGUACGGAUGUCAUAUCUUCCAACGUGUGCCGAUGCUCAGUCUGCCCAAGAGCGCUAGUUCCGUGUACAUGGAAUCAAUGCAAGUCCUGGAACACUGCAGCAAAAGUGUCGGCGUACUGGGUGGAGUCGUGCUCUACAAUAAUAAAAUCAUCGCCACACAACUGCCGCCGAGUCUUACUUCCUACUUGACGGUAGUGGACCCAUAUCGAAUAAAAUCUCCCGCGGAGACUGUACAGACUGAGACGCCUUUGCCCCUCGGCGCGCAACUGCUCGUCGUCUACGUCGCCAGGAAGACGUACGACACGCUGAAGAAACAAGCCGACAAGAUGCAAGACUUCUAUCAAAAUGGCGAAGAAAUGAUUGCCAAGUUUAAAAAGAUGCAAGAAGCAGAACGAGAAAAACAAAGAGAAUUUCCACAGGGAGGUAUGAAAAGAGAUAAAUCCCUUCUUUUCACAGCCGUCCCCGAAGAAGACCACACAAUGAUAUCGCCGCCUAGCAAAGAAAAUACAUCAGAAAACAGAAAGCCCAGCAUGCCUGAUGUAGUGCCUUUCACCAACAAACCACGGCCUAGGCCCAACAAACUGUCUCUCAGCUUCAAAACGCAGAAGUCCCUCGAUGAAGACGCGAUGGAAAACGAAACAAAGUUUACGGGACAAACUAGCGUAUGUUCUACUCCGAUGGUCGAAUACAAGAGACUUCACGGCAACAUGCUAUCAAUAUGUCAAAAUCCUGACAAUCAAUCGAUGGAAAAAUCCCCGGACGUGGAACCGGACGUUUUAAAGAACAUAGAGAAUAGUGCCAAAUUAAAAAUUGAAAGCGAGCAGAGGGACAAUAAGAUGGUUCUAGAUAUCAAUUGCAUAGCAGAUCAUUUUAUAAAUAAACCGGAACCGAUAAGAAAACUGGCUAGUGUUAUGGAUAUUCAGGAAACAUUUAGGAAGAUUUCCAACAGAGCUACGUCCAAGUUUAAGUUAAAGCGAUCUCAGAACGAAGACGAUUCGCCCGCAGAGGAGGCGAGGAGUCCCAGCACUCUCACCAUAAACGAUCCCUUGUUCCCGGUAUUCCGGAAUGAUGGUGUUGCCAUAUCGGAAUCGCUUUUCAACCAAUAUCUCGAGCAGUAUUAUUCUAGAAUGAAGCAGGAAUCUAAAGAGGAGAACAUGUUCAAUUUUAAUAUUAAAUUAGGGGAACAGGAGAAGUUUGAAGACUUCGAUUCUGAUAUGACUAAAUCACCUCAGCGAACUCCUAAGAAAGUAGUCAAAGACUCCAACAAGACGGUACCGAGUGACCAGUCUAGACGAAAAGCUUUAUCUCUCCCUCUUAAAUCUUUAACGGAGAGUACAGAAACAGUGAUCGACUCGGAGGCGGCAAGUUUUAAAAAGAAAUUAACUGGGGUCCAAUUAACUCCUCUUAUGGAAAAGCUGAGUCACUUAGCGUUCACAUCAGACAAGUCCAGCGGGUACAGCAGCAGGGUGAUGACUCCCUUAGAAAUGAGAGAAUUUCCAACUCCAGCUGCGGAACGUCAACUCAACUUUUCUGAUAGAAGUAAAAGUCAGCGUGAAGAGUCAGAGGGUGACGGGGAGGGCGAGGAGGACGAUGAUCUGGACGCGCUGCCGGAGUUCGGGCGUGCAGCGGCCAAGUGCGCGCUGUUCGUGAGUGGGCUUCACAAUAUGGCGCUGCUCGCGCUGAUAGACCUCGAAGCCGUUGAUAAUGUUGACACUAUUAAUACUUUGUGGGAAACAUCUCUAAACGCGUUGGGCCCUAUAGAGCAGAAGUGCAUGGAGCCACUACCUGCAGAGGCGGAGAGCAGUGACUACAGCUACCUGAUGCUGGACCCUGACUGGGGCUCGGUCCGCAAGGGCGGGCCCUGGGCGGCCAUGGACAUCGCCACUAUGGGACUCAUACACAACGAAUUCGCAGAGGACCCGGAAAUCUCAGAGUACAUACUGAGGAGCGAAGAGAGCGUGGUGGUUGGGGCUAGUUGCGGUGGCGGGCAGCUGUUCUACCAGGAGUCGGGUGCGCGGCCGCCGGGCCCGCCGCCGCCCUCCGACGCCUUCGCCGCCGCUCCGUUGCGCGCUCGCCGCCGUCUGCACCGCGACCACUGCGCACUCCUCAUAUAGACCAAGUGGACUCUUAGUCACUGAGGAACGCCCUUAGUGUAGAUUUCUGAUACUUAAUCUAGUCUAUACUAAGGGGACCACUUAAGGACUAAAUGGCUGCUGAAGUGCCGUUUUAAGUGUGAAGGUGGUUUCCACUCUUAAAUUGCCAUAGUAUGCCUGAUGUCACCAAGAAGUGCAUUUUUUGUCGUAAUGUUUAACUAUAGUUUGGUACACAACCUGCAUUAGGAAGAAAUCAAUCUGAUUUUGGUACAAUUCUUGAUAAUUAUCAUAUUUUAAUGUAUAAUGGUCACUAACAUACUAAAUUUAUACAGAAGACAUUUACGAAAUGCUGCCAUGGCAACGAAUUUUUUUAUAUUUUAACUUACCUUAUCUGUUUGCCUCCUUAUUGGGAUAAGCAAAACAGAAGGACGCUAUGGAUAUCUACAUUUAUUACAAACUUGAUGACAUCUGAUCGGCUCUCAGUGUAGUUCAAGUUUUUUAAUUUAUUUUUUAAGUUAACUUUGUUUUAUGUCUGACUUUCUAGGAAUACGAGAAAGACUGAUUUCAAAAUGUAUUCAAGCACACUGCGCAUAUUGGAAAAUUUUAUUUGCGCAUGUAAUUAGUAUUAUGAAAAAAAUUCUGUACCAUUCCAAUGCCGCCCCUCCAUGCAAAGGUUCCGUCAAAAAUACCGAAAACUCGUAUAUGCCAGAAACUAGAUGCCUUUAAAUUAUUAUUCUCAAUACUCUUUAGUAGUUCUUAGAUUCGUUAAGACGGCAGUUUUCUUAGGUCCCCCUAAGGGCGUAUUUUUUGUAAUUUUCAAUCUACUUAUUAUUAUCUGUAGUCAACUUCAUAGAAUUUAGAAUAACAUUAGACUUAGCGUAAAAACUUAGGUUCUGUAUUAUGUAGAACCGAUUUAGAUAAUGGGUAAACAUUUUGUCUAGGAAGGGCGCAUACGAUGCGUUUUCACCCAAUAUUUCCUCUGUAUUAUCUUAGUAAUUUUAGUUUUUCGUAAUUUAAAACGUAUUUACUCAACUUUCACAUGUAGCCAUAGACCAAUUUAUUAGAGUUUUAGAAUUAUAGUUCGAUAUAUGAAUCUUAGUACAAGAGUUAUCCUUUCCAUAUAUUUCCUGCCUCACAAUUCUUGCGUACAUUGUUCGUGAAACAAAAGCAUUAGUUUGUUGUAAUUUAACAGGUUAAACACAUAUCUUCAUAAUUGUCCCUAAAAUAAUUAUUCAUAUAUCAGGUUAAUAACUCGGAUUUCAUACAGACGGAAGAUCGUUGAGAUGUUUUUUAUAACUUUUGCUCCUUUCACACAGCCUCAUUAUUACUUAUUAUGUUUGAGAUUAUUCAUAUGAUCGUUUUCGUAAGUCAAUGUGCAGUUCACGUCAGAUAAACAGCAGUCGUUAUCUAAUCAAACUUGCAGCACUAGCCUUCGUAGUCUUUCAACUAUGGCCUUUGCCUGUCCGUUACAAAAUGUUAAUUGUUCUUGAUGCUUAAGAGUAGAAAGGCAAAUAUUCCCAUAAUCUGUAUAUCAAUCAUAGCUGUAGACUUUUCUAACCCAAAACUUAGUUUAACAACAAAACGCCAAUCUAAAUGUUUCAGCAGCGGAAACUCGUUUAUUGCAUGCGGUUAUAAUUCAUCGAAAAUAUUUGGUCAUUUAAAGUAAUAAGCAAUGUGAGGAAAAGUUGGUUACCGCAAGUAUUUUCGGACUAACAUUCAUUUAUUAUAAAAUGUGGCUGUUUACAAAGUUUCGGGUUAGGAUAGUGGAACGUAAAGGAGGGUACUUGUAAAAUUCAGAUCUGACGCUCACUGACCUUGCCAUUAGCUCGUAAGUACUUUGGCCACACCGUAGGUAGAUAUCGCUAGUCUGCUCAAUCUUGCCAUCCGACUAUUUAGCGUAGGAAACAAAGUUUUAUAAUUAAUUUAAUGUAAAACAAUAUGUUUUAAGCUAAAACUACCUUCCAAUCGCCAUAUAACUACUAAGGACAGCGAGUAAUUUAAUAAAAAUCAUUUAACGCUCACUUACCUUAUUUAAGCUUUCACUAAUAGUCUUCAAUUGAUUGCAUUAACAAGUAAAAAAGCCUGCUGCUUCUAUUAUUCAUGUUUUGAUAGUUUUAUUCUUACAUGCAAAUUAAUUGUUCACAUAAAAUUCCAAUAGCUAAAAUAUUUUAGCUGUUGAUGUUACAGUAAGCUUCGCAUAUCGUGAAAAACAUUAAAAUACCUCAUAAAAACAAAGAGUUUUUAGUCUAAUAUUAUAUUGUUUUCAAUGUAUGUAAUACAAGCUAUCUGUUAUGUUCAAAAUCAGAAAUAAUCUCUAGACAGUAUACAAUAACUAUACUAUGAAAGGCUUCGAAAAAGUACGGAGCCAGUGGUUUUUAGAGACGCGUUCAUUCUACUUACAUUUAGAGCAGAGACAUUAUCUUAUUUUUCAAUUCGUCUCUACUUGAUAUGAAGACAUUUCAUGAGCCAUCAUAUAAAAUAGUUGGACAAUUAUAUAAAGUAUUUAAACGGUUUAUUUGUUAUAAGUUUGUGAUAGUAUGCAUAACAAAUGAUAAAUCACAUGAUACGACUUGUAAGUUAUGUGUGUACAAUGUUAUUUUUUUAUAUUUGUAUUUAAUUUUAUGUUGUUAUUUCAGUAUUAUGUUGCAUUUCGAUACAAUACUGAAAAUGUUACAUUCCAUUUUUUUUAUUACGAUGUUGAACGAAUGUACAAAAUUAACUAAUCUAUUCAAACGCGUCCAAAUCAAUAUGCAAUUUAUAAAUAUGGAUUUUAUACUCCGUCUUGCCUAUAUUAUUUUGUUACCUAUUAUUGUUUUAUUAUGACCCUUAAAAUAGUUAUGUACUAUGUUAGUAAAUAGGACACGAUAAUGUGGAAUCUAUUUUUAAUUAUACAUAAGUAUUGUUAAUAAUUUUAAUAAAAACCCUAUAGUGGACUGCAUUUUUUAUACCCAGAAAUACACGAAAGAAAACAGAAUGAAAUAUAUUACAUGUUAACUACUCUAAUGACUAUAGGGGUCUAUUUUAUAAUGUCCAAGUAAAUCCUGAAUAAGCUACUUUAUAUAUUUAUUAAUCAAAUAAAGUCGUCAUUGGCAAUUCCCAGUCCCCAAAUAAGGUGCGAAACGCAAAUUUGACUAGAUCUUUUUGUCAGUUAAUUUUUUUGUUACAUAUCCAGCACUUAACUUGGACAUUGUAAAACAGGCUCAAAAUAAUAUUACAUAAACUAGUAUAUUUCUAAAGACUAUUAAUUGUCCCAUUUUGACGACUAAUCUUAAGCACGUUACCUAUGUCAUAUAAAUGUGGAUUUUUAACUAAUAUAUAAUAGAAAUAUAUAGAUUCUAUGUAAUAGUUUAUAUAUAGAUCUGUUCCAGCAAAAAGAUUUUAAUAAGACGGCCACGUUAAUUGCCAAUACCCAAGUUUAAGGCGAAUGGGAUAGAGACAGGAUAUAUUAUGGAUGAGAAUGGGAAGAGUACGAAUGAAGAAAGAUCGAAACGACGUUACAAAACUAUCAUUUAUUCAACAAGUCGCUCACAACACAAGUCUACACUAAAAUUACUUCACCAAAUCUAUAAUUAUAUAUGAUAUAUAUAUUAUAUUAAUAUGCAGUAAAUACAUACUAUGUGAUAAAUAAAAUGCAUAUGGAUCACCGAUAGAGAGAUAGUAUUCGCGGGGUUAGGUUCGCGGUAGUGGGUAUAGAUUUAGAAUAUCGCCAGCGAGCGCGCGACUUCUCUCUUGAGUCUUGAGCGAGCUUCGGCUUCCCUACGGCCGCGCGGCGGACAAGCCGUUCGCAAAGACGUUAGGAGACAAGUUCGCUAACGCUUCGCGCCGCCGACUGUUCUCGGCGCCCAUCGGCCGUCCCGGGAAUUUCGGCUACGGCCAUUUCAACAACGACUUUCUCAAGAAAAAUUUUCGAACAACUUCGACACAGUUACGUUUUUUCAAGGAACUUCAUCCUUUACUUCUUGUUUCAAUACCUUUUCAAAACAAACAAAAUCAAUAUUAGACUUAGUGUAUGAACUUUAUUAGAAGCUAACUUUACAUUCUAGAGGCGAACGCGCCCGUACUAGGCGCGGCGCACUAACUUAUGCUACGACCCUUUUCUUGCGACGUCUAACGUUACGAACUAAACAAAGUGAAUAGUGACUGGGCGACGCGACGCGACGCAGCGCGGCGACGGUAACACUUAAAACUAUUACAGAGUCAUUCCAUUUCAUUAUCCGUCCUAAGUCCGGCCCCGACGGGUACAGUAUAAAUGCAUUACGGAGGCCGGUCACACAUUUUGGGGUGUGUUGUAUCAAAAUCUGUGUCGCCCUCAGCGUCACCGACUUACUAAUAUCGACCUGCAAAGUCAAAGAGGAGCGUGACACACCGGCCACUGUUGCGGCAAUUCUAUCGAUUUAUCAAAUCAAAAGUCACAUUUUACUGCGCUAAAUUCUGCUGCUUUUGAUUGAAGAUGAAUCGAUAGAAACAAAACAAACAAUAUAACACACACAUUACAAGUAAUACAAUUCAGAUACUUAAAAUUUAAGUUUAGUUAAGUUAUAACUUUAAAUACAAGAAAAACUUUAAUGAUAUCUUUGGCAUGCUCUCUUAUUGCAGAGUGACCACAUGCAGUUCUAAACACAGUUAAUAUUUACUUAUAAACAACUCAUAUUAAUUCUCAUGGUCAUACUGUGCCAUCAUUUCAAUACUUUUUAGCUCUCCUAUAGGAGUAAUAAGACCAAUAUGGUCACUGUUCAAAAUUGUACAAAUAUAACUAACAUUAGGAUAGUCUAAACAGAUUAAUAUUGCUUAUAAAUUUACAUUGAUGUUUCCCACACCCAAAUCACAACCUUAAAACAUAUGGAUAUCUUAAAUUACAAUAAUGGCAAGUGGUUUAAGCUCCUUAGAUAUGAAAUGUGAAGUUAUAUGAUACAUAAUUAUUAUGGUAAAUUUAUUAUACCACUAAUUAUGAUAAAGUUUCAUUAUAUUUUUUAUGAUCUUUCUCAAAAUUUAUAUAAAAAAUUGAAGACAAUAAACUAAGGAGCGAAAGCAAUCGACAUUAUAGUCAUCAAUAAAGUAAAGGACACAUCAAAUGAACUGUGUCUACAUCAUAAAUAUGGGACAAAAUGUCCUGACAAUACAAAACAGCAAAUUAUUUGGUAUAAUGUUUACAAUAACUUCACUAAUUAACUCUCACUAAACAUUUACUUGGACAAAUUUAUUAAAACUUAUGGUUUAUUAUUAAACAUUUCUUAUUUGAAAUUACAGUUGUGUUUGGGAAGUAGAUAGCGUUUAUCAUAUUUAUAAGAAAAUAUCAUAGAAAUGUGUUUUUUUUAUUUAUUUCACUUCUAUAUAUUUGUCAAUACUACUUGUCACAACAUAACAGACGUGUUUCGACAGAAAACAAAGCAAAAAGGUUACAUCACAAAAACGUGGGUACAACUAAAAAAAAAUCAGCAGCCUGUUAUUUUGUGACAGUAACUCUAAUAUUUAUGAGCCUAUUUAACAUUAGUUAUUUCAGGAUGGAAAAGGUCAAGGAUAGGAGUAAUACUGAGGAUAGAGAAUUUGAUAACUUUAAUCUCUUAUUAAAAGAUAAGUAUGAAUAAGCUUACUUUAUAUAGCCAUCAAACCUGAAGAAAUACACAAGUAUGUAUGUGUG